GUCCUCGGCUACGCUCGGGCGCUGCGGGCGCCUCCGCGUCUACCCGGGCGGAGGAGCCUGGGCGGCUGCGCCAUAGCCAACCUCCAUCGCGCCGGGCCGGGCCGGGCCGGACUGGACUGGGGGUCUGCCCGCAGGUGGCAGUGCUCUCUGCUGGAGCCCAUCUGAUGUGCCCUUCUGUGCCAAGGACCUGAGCGACGAUGCCUCUGGCUGAGGACCGCACCGAGCAGUACAUUCGCUUCCACCUCAGCGACUUCUUCCGCAUUGAUGUCCUGGAGAUCCUGUCCCAUCUGCCCUGCCUCACUGCUGCUGACCAGGACAAGCUCCGUGCCUACGUUGACCGUUAUGGAAACCGGGACAGCGUGUGGAAGCUCUUCGAUCACCUCCGGAAGCGCACGGGCUGGGUGACCUGCCUCAUCACGGCCCUGAAGGAGUGUGAGCAGAUGGAGCUUGCUGAGGUUGUUGCCAACGUCUAUGCCUCCAACCAGGCCCUAGGGUUCCAAAACCAUCCUGGAGCCAUCACUGCCCCUGCUCCAUCUGGUGCCCCAGCCAGAAACCAGCAGGCGGCCCUGAACACUCCACCACGCCCUUCUGCUGGGAUCCCAGGGCCUCGUCCGCCUGCCAGCAGGAGUCCAGCCACCCAGUCAGCCCCUUUGCCUGACACCACCUACAAUGGUUACCCAGACCUGGAGAGAAAGGAAGCACAGGACAGCCACACUGCCCCCAUCCAGGACACACAGCCACCAGACUCUAAGAGUGAGGUCCCAGGGGCAACCAUGAAUCCUGCCCAUUCUGGGGACACAUCCAGGAACCCCCAAAGCUCCCCUGGACACUCUUCUUUCUCAACUCCUGCCCCCACAGUCACUGGAAAACACCGUAAGGCAAGCGGAGGAUCAGGUGACAGCCCCCCAGCUUCUGCCUCUCUCCCACCAUCUUCCAGAGGCCCCGUGUCUCCAUCUGUCUCCUUUGUGCCCUAUUCUAAGAAGGCAGGCCCAACAUCUGGACCCCAGUCACCGCCUUCAUCACUUGAAGCCACAGCUUCCUCACAGGGUAAUGAGAACCAGCUAAUAGCUGCCCCCGCCAUCCAAAGCACAGGCCUGUCUGCGGGUAGAGAGCCCACCACCAGGAUGCAAGGGUCACAGAAGGUGCUGCCAUUGGCCCCAAAGUUCCCCAGCCCUUCCCACCGGGUGUCCCCUGGGCCAGCCCCCUCAGUGCGGGCGCCCCAUCCCCAUGCGGAAGAGGCAGAGGUGAGCAAACCUGGGGUGCUUCACUCAUGUGAUGACCAGCCCUACUCCGGUGGCUCUGAGGACCUGAUGAUCAGCAGUGACUCUGGGAGCAUGGGGUCCCUCCACAUCAGCUCCAGUUCUAGGAAUCUCCCUGAGGAGAAUGACUACUCAUCAGUCACCAGUGUGCCUUCCCCUGGGAAACCAGAAGCCCCCAAACAACAAGGGGGCUCAAAGAGCCCCUCCCUGGGAACCUUUGAGCUCCAUGUUGACGAGGGGCCCAGUGAGGGCCUCCUUGGGAGCAGUCCCGGCUUGGGCCGGACACCUGGCACUGCAGCCCAGCCUGGAGUUGGUCCCAAUGGGGACGACUCCUGGGGAGUGUGGCUAGGUUCUGCUGUGGCUGUGGUGCUCUUUUCUGUGGCCUUGGCUGUCUUGUACAAGCGCAUCCGAAAGUAAGGGGCCUGACGGGCCCCCUCCCUCCCCUCUCUUCAAGCCUUAGAUCCUGUGGCUGGCCCCCCAUCUAGGGGCUGGGGAGAGGAGUUGUUGCAGGCUGGGUUGGAGGGAGAGGCUCUGGGAGCAUUCCAGAUGCCCCCAUGCUCAUGGGGUCAUCUAACCAUGACCAGCGGGGCUGGCUCCUAGGGCCAGGGAUGCUUGUGUCCAUGCACCUGCUUCCUCCUCUGUGCAAAGUAGGGGGUCAGAGGCCUAGAGAGGCCUGAACGUAGUCUGCGCAUAUUUGUCCCGUCCCACUUACGUGCUUUGUGUUGUAGCUUCUGCAGGGGGGCCGGGCUGCCGGUGGCCACUCUUCUGCAUUUGUGGGACACUCGAGUUAGGGAAGCAGUCGGGUCCCAGAGUGAAACCGUCACCUUGGUCAAGGUCUAGCAUUCAUUUAUCUGACUUAUCCCUGGUUGUGGAGGAAGCAGACAAGAUUUGUCUCAGAACUGGAGCUCUUGUGGACAGGAGGUGCAGCAGAAGACCCAACUUUACAGCCCUCUGAGCUGUGGGCUGCCUUGGGAAGUAACAACUUCCUUGGCAUUGAGGGUAUCCUGGCAUAGUCUGAAUGACCGUCUUUCAGGAAAGUGAGAGAGAGGCCCACCACCAGGCAGAUCUGGGAGGCCCUGUUAAUGUUGGUUGACCACCCCAGCCACCUCCUCCCCACUUCCCACUGGUACUCGGGUCUUUCGUUGAGACCACUAGUGCUAGGCCUGCCAAGGAAGCAAGAGGUGAUGGGCCCCUGAUCUUGAGGAGCUGGGGCAGGUUGGGGAGAGAAGAGAGACUCAUGGGAAACAGAGAACAUGUCAGGCCUUGACCAAGCGGUCAAGCCCAUGCCCAAGUCCCUGGCAGAAAAUGAAACCUCGUGGCCUUGCCCACAUGCCUUUGGAGCUGAGAGGGCCCAGUCCCUCUCCCUGUGCCUUCCCAAGGAGGCCUCUUGGUGUGGAGUCCAGCCUCAGAAGCUGGUCACGAGACAGGCAAAAGAGGCCUUCUCUGCAGCUGCCCUCAGGCUCCUCCAGGGGCUCCUUGUCCCCCACCCCCAGAACUUCCAUGUCAUUGCCAACUCCUCACCAUCCCAUUCAUCUACAACCAGCUCAUGCCCAUCCUUUUCCCCGUCUCAUUACCACUGGCACGUGGUAGAAAGGCUACAGGAUGAGGAGUCUUGGGUUCAAAUCCUGGCUCAGCUGCUUCUUUGUGCCUUUGGGCAGGCCACUUUGAGCCUCAGUUUCUUCAACUGUAAAGUGAGGGGAUUGGUUGAUGGCUAAGGUCCUUCCCAGCUCUAAGUGCUACGGAUUGGGAGCCAUGUGCAGGCCAGCUGGAUUUCAGCUCAGGGCAGGGCGGUUGUAGCCUGUGUAAUUUCCGCCCACUUCCAAAGUUUGCCUCUGUCCUUAGUCCCAUCUCCUGGGGGAUCCAGUCUAGCUCAUCUGGCAUCAGAGCCAGCACUCUCUCCCUAAGAGGGGCCCUGCUUCUGACCUGUCAUGGUGUCACUCACAUCUUAGGGCUUCCUGGGAUCCCCUGGUCCAAGCUCCGUGUAGCCCAGGUUAGGGGCCAGAGUCAGCGAGGUUCCAUGACACCCAAGGCCGUGUUGGCAGCAAGGAAUAGAGCUGGAAUUGACAUCCAGAAUAAGCCGCUUAGUGUGUCUGCUAUGCCACAGGCCAGCAUCCCCGAUGAAACCAGGCCCUGCCCUCUGGGAGUGCACAUUCUGUUUGGAGUUGUGCUGUCCUGUGACCCCCCCCCUCCUCCCCCUCCAGGCUCUCAGGCCUUGUUCCUCACUUCCCACCUCCAGGAAGCUUGCCUUGAGUGUGGCAGCCCGUCUCCUCGGGCACCCUGUAGUGUGUGAGAGGAGGGCCCGCCGCUCUCCAUUGUCGAAUGGACGUAGAGAAGGCGCUUGCUCUGUGGAGAAGUGAAGCAAUGGCCCUCCUUGGAGCGGGUGACAAACUGCCAUCUGGAGGAUUUUGGUGCCAUCUCUCCAGCAUGCCUUGCUGUCCUUGAGGACAGAGGAGGGGAGAGGAGAGCGGGUCCUUGGGAGGUGGGCUUUCUGUUGGCUUUCUAACUCUUCCACAGCUUGGGCCCCUCACCCAUGGAUCAUUCCCCGGUAACUUCACGCCACUGCUUUAUGCUGUGUUGAUUAAGCCUGGAAUUUAGCACUGUUGGUCUAACACACCACAGGGGACACCCUGGGGCCUGACAGGAGCCCAAUGCGUGGAGAACCCCACGGGUCCUCUGUUCCUUUCCUACAACCCAUUCCAGUAAAAUACCUUUAGGUGAGAGCAGUGGAAGCAUGAUCUCAUGGUGUAGACACCUAGCACCUCGCCCCAGGACCCUGCUCUGGGCCCACUUCCCCACAAGUUUAGCAAAAAGGUUUACAGGAGAGUUGGUUGUCUUGUGCCCACCAUCACACCCCCACCCCCACCCCCCCGGGACCCUGCGGUUGCUUGCCAGCAUCUACAAUAAAGCUGUUUGGAGAAAUCGACA
Molecule: messenger RNA, 4184 nt
Organism: Trichosurus vulpecula (common brushtail)
Lineage: Eukaryota; Metazoa; Chordata; Mammalia; Diprotodontia; Phalangeridae
Gene: MAVS
Product: mitochondrial antiviral signaling protein
Exons: 8
Coding region: 198-1676 (492 amino acids)
Source: RefSeq, a predicted model, not a curated record